Molecule: messenger RNA, 420 nt
Organism: Puccinia graminis f. sp. tritici CRL 75-36-700-3
Lineage: Eukaryota; Fungi; Basidiomycota; Pucciniomycetes; Pucciniales; Pucciniaceae
Exons: 5
Coding region: 1-420 (139 amino acids)
Biological process (GO): proteasome assembly
Cellular component (GO): cytoplasm; nucleus
Source: RefSeq, a predicted model, not a curated record
AUGAACUCGUACGCAAUCGUUCCGCCCAACCAUGCAACACCUUCGAAUAUCUCGACCGACGUUCACACCAAUGGUCUCGCUACUGGAUCCGCCAAACUCGCUCCCCGUCAUCCCUUACAAAACCGAUUAGAAAACUGGGAAAGCACUCAAGAAAAAUUCAAAUUUACGAUCCAAAAGGAUUUAUAUGGUGCUGCCUUUCCGCUUCGUCAAAUGAUGGAAAGGGAUUUGAUUAAACGAAGUACAACCACUCUGCCCGGACAAUUGAAGCCGUCAAACCUUCAUCUCGAUAUCCUGAUGGGGCGGGACGAAUUGAUCGAUGAAUCAAAUGCGUUUCUACCCAAUAUCGCAGUCGGGGCUGAAGGAUCAAGUCACGAUAAAUCCGACUUCCAUUCCCAAAUGGAGAAGAAAUACAAAAUUUGA